AUGGCUGGAGCGGUGCGCCAACCAAUUGAUAUCCCGUCGCUGGAGCGGUAUCUCAAUCAGAAUGUACCUGAGAUCCAGACACCUUUAGAUGUGAAACAGUUCUCGUUCGGACAGUCUAAUCCAACUUAUCUGCUGACCGGCACCGAUGGAAGGCAGUACGUCCUGCGCAAAAAGCCCCCGGGCAAGCUCCUGUCCAAGACCGCGCAUAAGGUCGAACGCGAAUAUAAGGUCAUCCACGCACUCGAGCAGACAGACGUCCCCGUACCAAAGGCCUACUGUCUCUGCGUAGAUAGCAAUGUGAUUGGGACCCCGUUUUAUAUCAUGGAGUUCUUGGACGGUCGGCUAUUCACCGAUCCUGCCAUGCCGGGAGUUAGUGCUGAGGAAAGAAACGCAUUGUGGAAGGCAGCGGUGCAGACCCUGGCUAAAUUCCAUCGAGUCGACCCCAAGUCAGUUGGUCUGGAAACAUUCGGAAAGCCGUCGGGGUACUAUGAUCGGCAGAUCUCCACCUUCUCGACGGUGUCCAAAGCGCAGUCUCAGGCGGUCGACGUUGAGACCAAGGAGCCAGUGGGGGAACUUCCGCAUUUUAUGGAGACGGUGCGCUUCUUCUCGAAUAAGUCUACUCAGCCGAAGGAUCGCGGCACGCUAGUCCAUGGCGAUUACAAGAUCGACAAUAUGAUUUUCCAUAAGACUGAGCCCCGCGUCAUUGGUAUCCUGGACUGGGAGAUGGCUACGGUGGGGCAUCCCCUAUCGGACUUCUGUAACCUCACGAGUCCGUACUAUCUGGAUGGCACCGACCACUCGACCGACCAGUUCCAACCCGGCCGGAUACCUGGAUUACCCGCACGUGAAGACUGCGUGCGGUGGUAUCGCGAAGUGGGCGGAUGGGACCCGACCCCGGACCUCCCCUGGGGAGACGCCUUCUUUGCCUGGAGGCUCUCGAUUAUCCUUCAAGGAGUCAAAGCUCGCUAUGCACUGAGACAGGCCAGCAGUGCCCAAGCGCACGAACAUGCCAAAAAGACAACGCCGUUCGCGCUGGCCGCCUGGGAACGGGUCAAGGCCGUCCAGAACACAAUGCUUCAAAAAGGCAAACUGUAGCUUUGCUGCUACCCGUCCAAUCUCUUCCGACGGCUAGAAUGAACCUAAUGUGGACCCUGCUCGUAGACCUGUGGCGUGUAGGCCAACGACGUAUAUGCGAUAAGCAAAGGGGAGG
This is a messenger RNA of Aspergillus nomiae NRRL 13137, 1210 nucleotides long. RefSeq names its product phosphotransferase family protein. The record is from RefSeq and is a predicted model, not a curated record. The transcript has 3 exons. The coding region runs from base 1 to 1095 and encodes 364 amino acids. NCBI's taxonomy places the organism in Eukaryota, Fungi, Ascomycota, Eurotiomycetes, Eurotiales, Aspergillaceae.